Molecule: messenger RNA, 329 nt
Organism: Pistacia vera
Lineage: Eukaryota; Viridiplantae; Streptophyta; Magnoliopsida; Sapindales; Anacardiaceae
Product: dnaJ protein ERDJ7-like
Exons: 4
Coding region: 12-293 (93 amino acids)
Biological process (GO): protein folding
Cellular component (GO): endoplasmic reticulum membrane
Source: RefSeq, a predicted model, not a curated record
UUUUAUGUCUCAUGCUGUUAUUUCUUAUCUCUCCAUCAUUCGCCAUUUACUGCGACGAGGACGAUUGCUACGAUCUACUGGGGGUGUCUCAAAAUGCAAAUGCAUCUGAAAUCAAAAAAGCUUACUAUAAGCUCUCUUUGAAAUAUCAUCCCGAUAAAAACCCGGAUCCGGAAUCAAGGAAGUUGUUCGUGAAAAUUGCAAAUGCUUAUGAGAUUUUAAAAGAUGAAGCCACAAGGGAGCAGUAUGAUUAUGCAAUUGCACAUCCAGAAGAGGUUCACAAGAGUUUUAAUUAAGAUAAUAUAAUUGCUAAUGUCAUUCUAUAGUUUCAA